AUGGUUAUGGCUAUGCAACAGCAAAAUGCAUAUUUUGCUCGGAUGGAAGCUGAAAGAGUUGCACCUGGUGCAGCAAGACCCACGGGGUCACAGGAGAGCCGAGACCUAGCCGAGUUCCGAAAGUGUCAUCCCCCACAGUUUACGGGUGAAGCGGAUCUAGAGGUAGCUGACCGAUGGAUACGUGAGUUAGAGAAGAUCUUUACUGUUCUGGGGUGUUCUCCAAAGAAGAGGUUGGCAUAUGCGGUGUAUAUGCUGGUGGGAGAGGCCGAGCAUUGGUGGAGAAACACCUACCAGAUACUUGCUGCUAGGGGAGUCACAGUUGAUUGGGAGUGCUUCAGGACAGUAUUCAUGGAGAAGUAUUAUCUGGAGAGCGCUAUUUCUGAAGCCUGGAAGUGCAUAAAAUUUGCUGAGGGGCUGAAGUAUGAGUUAAAGAAGGUGGUGGUGCCUAUGGCCAUCACCGAGUUUCCUGCCUUAGUAGAGAAGGCAAAGAUUGUAGAGAGGUUAGAAGGCAGUAACCGGGUGAUCAGAGCUGCUGAGGGACCAGCUGGGUCCAAGAGAGGAAGUGGAAGUCAGGGGGCGCUGUAUGCUAGGCCCCAGCCACAGCAAAGGGGUCCUGUCAUUAGGCAACCUGCUGAGACUACCAGAGGAGGAGGACAGGGUGGAGGUGUUGCCCUUAAGUGUUAUAGAUGUGGUGGAUCCCAUUUGAUCAAGGAUUGUCCACACACUGAGAGUAGGUGUUUCAGAUGUCAGCAGAUGGGCCAUGUGUCUUUUAACUGUCCCACCAGGAGUAGACCGGAGAGGAGUACUCAGAGGAGCGAUACGCAGAGAGAUGAUACUCAGAGGAGUAGUGUUCAGAGGACUGAGACUCAGCGGGGUGAUAGACCCACUACAGCUGGUAGGGUGUUCGCUUUGACGGGUGCUAAGGCUUCGACUUCUUCUGACCUAGGAUGGAUUGGUUAUCUGCCAAUCGUAUCCUUAUAG
Messenger RNA from Cajanus cajan (pigeon pea), 981 nucleotides. NCBI's taxonomy places the organism in Eukaryota, Viridiplantae, Streptophyta, Magnoliopsida, Fabales, Fabaceae. The record is from RefSeq and is a predicted model, not a curated record.